Oppiella nova is the source of this 3226-nucleotide messenger RNA. The record is from the annotation of a GenBank genome assembly. Lineage: Eukaryota; Metazoa; Arthropoda; Arachnida; Sarcoptiformes; Oppiidae.
CAAAACUCAUGUAUUUCAGUGGCAAACCCGUGAAUAACUCACUAUUUAUUGAGUGUUUAAGCAUUAGCUGUAAUAAUCGUCUGAUAAGUAGUUUUUCUUUGAAACCUUAUGUUUACAUAAAGUUUUCGUAACUCUAUUAUCGGCAGUGACUUAAAGAAUAUUCUAAAACGAUGCAACGGAGCGAGAGCUGUGGACUGGUAGGUGGGCACCGGCCCCCAUGGAUCAGAGAGUUUUUUGCUGAGUUUUUCGGUACUUUUUUCAUUGUGUGUAUAGGUGAUGCGGCCGUAGCAAAUUAUGUACUUAACAAGGAUAAUAAAACUGGCGUGGAUCAUUUUGCUGUAUGCUUUGCAUUUGGAGUUGGCGUACUUAUUGGCAUUUCUAUAUCGGCUAAGAUCUCAGGUGCUCACCUUAACCCGGCGGUUACAAUAGCACUGGCAUCAUUGAGAAAGUUCCCUGCUCGCAAAAUACCCCACUACUUACUGGCUCAAUAUUUUGGCUCAUUUAUGGCCGCAUUUGCCGUAUUCUGUGCCUAUUAUGAGGGUAUCAACGCGUACGACACCGGUAUCCGAGUCCCCUAUAAGGAGUUUGCAAACACUACCGGUGCCACGGGUGGCAUAUUCUCCACAUACCCGGCCGCCCACGUGUCGACCACCGGUUCCCUCGUGGACCAAAUAUUGGCCACAUUUUUACUCAUGUUUUCAAUUAUGGCUAUCACUGAUCAACGCGGUAUUAAUACGCCAAAACACCUGGAGCCUACGGUUUUUGCACUGGUUAUUACGGGUAUAUGCGUGGCGUUUGGGCUCAACUGUGGCGCAAUAUUGAAUCCUGCCAGAGAUUUAGGACCCAGGGUGUUUCAGAUGUUAGCCGGUUACGGGUUUAAUGCGUUCAAGCCGAUACAAUGGCAGUACUGGUUCACGGCGGGAAUACUAGGGCCACAUAUCGGCGCAAUACUGGGCGCCUGGAGCUACGAGUGCACCAUCAAUGGGAAGUCAUACAGGAGUGACGAGGAUGAGGAGGACAGGCGUAUGGACGAGGAAAAGGAGUAUAAAAUGAGCCAAAUAUACCACAACAACAGCCCGGCCGUAGAGUUGCCCCAUAAGUGCAAUGCGAACCCUAUGGGACAGGUAUCUCCCGGCGAGCGCCGGCAGUAUUCGCAGCCAUUGAUGUCCAACAAUGUGACCGAUUAUAUCGAGGAGGAGGAGGACCUGGAGGUGGGGUCCGACGACCAGCCGAACACAGAUAUCGCAGAAUAUUCUGUGAAUAUUCCGCGAAAUAGCGUCGAUUUCGGCAAAACUAAAUUCAGUAUAGUCAACACCCCUCUCAACCCCCACCGGACACGGAUCCCCACCUCCACCCUCACCGCCACUAUGGGCUUAUGUCACGGGCUGGGAGGCGCCAAAUGUCGGCUCCUAUUCAUGCUGUCACUGACGGCCACCUUCUUCCUGAUCGAGAUCAUCGUGGGGUACAUCACGAACAGUAUGGCUCUGGUGGCCGACAGCUUCCACAUGCUGUCCGAUGUGGUGGCACUCGUCAUAGCGUAUGUGUCGGUGCGGAUGUCGCCCCGCAAGUGGUCGAAGAAUACGUUCGGGUGGGCGCGGGCCGAGGUGUUGGGCGCACUCAUAAACGCGGUGUUCCUGUGCGCCCUCUGCUUCUCCAUUCUCGUCGAGUCACUGAAGCGGUUCUACGACCCCGAGGAGAUCCAUCAGCCGCUGCUCAUACUGUGCGUGGGGGUCGUCGGCUUCGUGGUCAACCUCAUUGGGCUCGUCCUGUUUAAGGGUACGUACGGUUCGCCCCCUUCCCACGUGUGUAUGUGUGCGGGUGUGGGAGUGUCGGGUCACGGCCACGGGCACAGUCACGGAGGAGGAGGCGGUGGUGGGGGCGGCGGCUCCGGUAGCGCUAACCACAACCACCAGCACAACCAUCACCAACACGUGCCGGCGCACGACGUGGACGUCGACGACGACGAGGAGGAGGACGACGUGAACGACAACCACAUACCGGCGCGCGAGGAGCGGUCGAGCACCGACUCGUCGUCCACCGUAACGCCCACCGCGACCGUCACCUCAGCAGCACCGGUAGCCUCGGCCAAUGGCGGGACAGUGAGUAAGGGCGGGCAGAUGAACAUGCACGGGGUGUUCCUCCAUGUGUUGGCCGACGCGCUCGGCUCCGUCAUCGUCAUCAUCAGCGCCUCCAUCAUCGCGUUCACCGACUGGGAGUACAGCCGCUACGUAGACCCGGCGCUCAGCCUAUGUCUGGUGUGCAUCAUAUUUCGGAGUACGUGGCCAUUGCUGGUCGAGUCGGCCAUGAUUUUGCUGCAGACGGUGCCCACGCAUAUACAGGUCGACUCGCUCCAGAAGAAGCUCCUGAACGAUAUCGAUGGCGUGCUGGCUGUGCACGAGUUCCACGUGUGGCAGUUGGCCGGCGACCGUAUCAUAGCCUCGGCGCACAUCCGGUGCCGCAAUCUCAUCGAUUACAUGCAAAUCGCCGAAAAGGUGAAGGAGUUCUUCCACAACGAGGGCAUCCACUCGACGACAAUACAGCCCGAGUUCGUGGAGCCGGCGGUCGACCCGCGCCGUACGGUCGGGCAGCUCGUGGGCCACGACUACGACACCGGUGACGACUACCCGGGCAUUGGCGGUGGUGGUGGUGUUGGUGGAGGGGCUGAGUAUCAGCGCCGGCAGUACGCGAAUAGCAACAGCUGUUACCUGGACUGCCCGCCGGAGACUAACUGCGCCGCACAGACGUGUUGCGGACCACAGCAGCGACGUACCAGUCCGGAGACGACGGACCCGUCCGGUGGACAGUCGGUUGAGGACGGGCUGGGAGGCGGUGGGGGACAGUCGUCGCCACCACUGCAGGCGGUGUUUCGCCGCAAUCGCAAGAAUAACAGCUCCUCAGCGGCCGACGUCGCGGCUACCGAUCCGGACAGGGAGUCGUUGAAUCAGUUCUACUCCGUGUCCGUCACGACACCGAUGAGCGCACCCGACGGUACCGGCGCUGACGACGCACACGAUAGGGGUCUCUCGUAAUCAGUUGUUUAGUUUGGUUGUACGGACUACCGGUGCUCUCAAGCGACUCAUCAUAUCAUACGUGGGAGCAUAGGGUUAGGAGUGUGUGUGUGUUAUGUCGCCCGAGACUUAGGAUUCAAUUAAUUAAUUGUUUUUUAGAUUUAAUUUAAUAUAAGAAAAGUUUUUGUUCACUUAAUUUAAUGACACAUUUAUAGCCG